Messenger RNA from Oryzias melastigma (Indian medaka), 2977 nucleotides. RefSeq names its product thrombospondin-type laminin G domain and EAR repeat-containing protein. NCBI's taxonomy places the organism in Eukaryota, Metazoa, Chordata, Actinopteri, Beloniformes, Adrianichthyidae. The transcript has 12 exons. Gene Ontology annotation, biological process: signal transduction. The record is from RefSeq and is a predicted model, not a curated record. The coding region runs from base 285 to 2489 and encodes 734 amino acids.
AAAUGUGCUGUCAGAUUUAUGGUGGAGGGAGGAUGAAUGACAGGCUGCUUAGUGAUUUGCAUGGCUCCGGUGUUUAAAAGGAGCUGCAGGUGCAGGAAUCUCCUCAUAGAUGAGUGGAUUUCUCUCAGUGCACAUCUGAGGUUGUUUGGCAGGACUUUUUUUAAACUUUUUUCCUGGAUUUACACGCUGGAUGAUCAGAUUCUUUUGUGUCAUCACCUAAGAAAAGGAUCAAUGACUGUAGACAUUUUUAGCAACUGUCGACUGAAACAACCAGUUUUGUCACAAUGUCAACGCUGAUGUUUUGGUUGCUGCUUCUCCUGAGGGCCACUGAUGCGGUCACCGGCACAUGGAGACAGUGCAAAGAUGUCCUUCCUCUGGAUCUUCUGUCUUUUAUUCUUGAGAGGGACACCUCCCGACUUGUCCCUGGGGUGCGCAUUAAGGAGGCCGAUGGAGUGAGGGGAGUUCAAUUUGUGAGCCCCGACGUCUCCAUGAGCUUUCCUCUCUCGCAGCUGCUGGUGAACUGUGACCUUUUCCCCAAAGAAUUCUCCAUUGUUCUGACGUUGAAAGUCUCUCGCACUGCAGCCAAGAGAAAUGAACAUGUCUUUUCAUUGCUGGCACCAAAAUACUUGAAUAAAAGCAAACACGAGGAGAAGGAAGCUGUUUCAGACACAAAUGAAGGGAAAAGCUCAACUGAAAAGAAGCAGCAAAUGGAGAUACAAGUCAAGAGGAAUCCAGAACCUGGUGAUGUCCUCCUGGGGUUGAAGAUAUCCCCAAAACGGUUGCACUUUCUUAUGAAAGGUGGCUCCGAGGCUGUAGAGCAGUGGGUGUUUCGAGGCAUUGGACUGGCUGAUAACCAAUGGCACACUCUCGUGUUAGCUGUUGGGGAGCAUCACGUGAGGCUCACAGUGGACUGCAACUCUCCCAUAGAAAUCGUUCCCUCCAGGCCCUUUUCCUCAGACCUCAACAUUCAGGGAUCCAGAUUCCACAUUGGCAGUCGUGGAAGAUGGAAGGGCUUGUUUUCUGGUUUGCUGCGACAGCUGGUUCUGGUGCCAGGUUCUGAUGCGACUCAUCAGAUCUGCCCCUCUUCUGACUCCAAAUUAGCUGCUCUGUCUGUGCCACCGCUGCUCCUAGACCUGCCAAUCAUAGGGAGGCAGAGGGAUGUGACUUCUGAUGCUGAGAAGCGAGUUUCAGUGGGUUUGGAGAGGACCUGCACGGAGCUGCAACAAGGUCAGCUGUGGUUCAGUCAAGAAAAGAAAGCCCUUUACCUCUGCGAUGGUUCAGCGUGGAUUACUCUGUUGGAGGGUAAGAACACUUCCACCUGGAAAUAUUUAUAUUAUGUUUACAGAAUAAUCAAACUUUUUUUUUUUUUUGUCAAUGUAGAUCACAAACGGCUGGAUUACUUGCUAGAAAAGCAAGUCCUUACCACAAGCUCAGAGACACAUGAUAUAGAGGUGUUCCAGAUACCUGGGAUAGGUCUAAUGGCUGCUAUGGCUCACCGGUCUCCAUCCUCUGGCUCAGCCGUAUAUCUGUGGACCUCCUCAGGCUUCCGGCUCUACCAGAACAUCAGCACUCAUGGAGCUUUGGCUUGGAGACAUUUCAACCUGGGCAAGAAGACGUUCCUUGUGGUUUCUAACUCUGAGACCGGAUCAGAGAAACAGUCAAGCAAAGAUUCAGGGGCCGACAACUCCGUUAUUUACAAGUGGAGCAAAAAAAGGAAGCGGUUUGUGUCAUUCCAGACUUUGCAGACCUUCUGUGCAAGAGACUGGGAGGCCUUUAACAUCAAUCAUAACACAUAUCUCGCUGUGGCCAAUCACAGAUGGGGCAACAACAACCACACCAUAGAAAGUGUGAUUUACAAGUGGAACAAAUCGACCAAGGCUUUUGAAAUUUACCAGACGAUCCCAACGUCAGGGGCCUAUGACUGGGAGUUCUUCAGUGUUGGUCCGUACCACUUCCUUGUGGUGGCAAACGCUUUUGAUGGAGUAACCACUUCUGUAGACUCUGUCAUCUACGUUUGGAUUGAUGGGAGGUUCCAGGUGUUCCAGAAAAUUAAGACAUUCUGUGCCACAGACUGGGAAAUGUUUCAGAUUGGUGGCAGAGUUUUCUUGGUUGUGGCCAACGGACAUAGACUCUCUGGUACCGGACCAAGUCAGUACACCAUUAACUCAACCAUCUAUGAGUUGGACAUUGGUGGACAAAUGUUUGUACGCUUCCAGGAUAUUGUCACCUACAGUGCUGUCGAUUGGGAAUUCUUCAGCCUCGGGGAGGAACAUUUUUUGGUUGUUGCAAAUUCUUUCAAUGGAGAAUCCUAUUCUCUCAACAGCAUUCUCUAUAGGUGGCAGGGAUAUGAAGGAUUUGUUCCAGUUCAUUGGCUUCCCACGAUUGGAUGCAGCGACUGGGAAUAUUUCACCUAUCAGGGAGAGUCGUAUCUAAUCUACUCAAGUGCAAAAACACCACUUUUUAAAGUUUUCAAGCUAAAAACCUACUGAAGUAAAUAUGUUUGUUUCCUCGUUCUCAACUUUCCUCCAUUUAACAAAACCAUUGCCUUAAGAUAUUUUGUUUCUACUACGUUAAAUUCUUUCCUCUUGUAUUUAUCGUCUAUUAAAGUCUACGUGUGAAUUUUAUUGUGUAAUAUUUCUUAAGUUUGCUAUAUCUAGUAGGUUUUUCUCUAACGUUCUGUUUAUCUCACUGUAAUUACAUUAAUGUAAAUGAAAAAUGUCUUUAAAUUAUAGAUAUUCUAUUAAACUUCAAGAGUUAUUUGAGUCGCUCUUUUGUUACCAUCUUAUUUUAUUUGUUUACAUUUCUUUCAGAAUAUUCAAUAGAAAAGUAUGCUUCCACCAUAUUUUUUCUCUUUUUUAAAAGCACUUUUGUUCAUAUCAAUAAAGCUUCGAAGUGACUACAUUUCCCAGAAUGCUACUGCGCACUUAAAGAACCGCCUACAAGAUAUUUAGUUAUUUUACGAUAUAAAAUAAUGUAC